Molecule: messenger RNA, 1181 nt
Organism: Octodon degus (degu)
Lineage: Eukaryota; Metazoa; Chordata; Mammalia; Rodentia; Octodontidae
Gene: Gdf9
Product: growth differentiation factor 9
Exons: 3
Coding region: 213-1181 (322 amino acids)
Biological process (GO): SMAD protein signal transduction; BMP signaling pathway
Cellular component (GO): extracellular region
Molecular function (GO): cytokine activity
Source: RefSeq, a predicted model, not a curated record
UGAGGACAAAUUGGAGAGCUAGGAUGUUAUCAGCUGAUUGAAAUAACCCUGAUAAAAAGUAUUUUCAGCUAGGUACCCUUGAGGUCUGAUUACAGGAGCCAUGCCCGGCCGCGCUCACACCUAAAAGCUGUUGAAGGCCUCUCACGCAGGCCUCCCCGGCCUUUAGGGAGAGUGGGCGUGGGCGAUGUGGUCCUUGCCCGCUCUCCCUCGCCAUGGCGCUUCCCCGCAGCUUCCUCCUGGGGCUUUGUUGCUUUGCCUGGCUGAGUUCUAUUAAUCCAGGUUCUUGGGCAUCUAGGGGAGAAGCUCAGACUGCAGCAAGUGUCAAGCUGGAGCCUGAAGCAGCGCCCUGGUCCGUGCUGCAGCCAGUGGAUGGAGAUCACAGCUCCGGCCUCCUUCUGCCCCUCUUUAAGGUUUUGUCUGGCCGGCAAGGCCGGGCCCCUGGGCUGCAGCCAGACUCCAGAGCCCUGCACUACAUGAAGAAGCUCUAUAAGACAUAUGCCACCAAGGAGGGGAUCCCUAAGCCCACCGGAAGUCAUCCGUACAACACUAUUCGACUCUUCACCCCUCACUCCCCAAAGAAGUACACUUCUGGAGGCCAGGUGACAGGAGCCUUCCCCUCGGCCGAGCUGCUCUUCAGCCUGGGUCGCGUGGCAGCCGCUGAACACCUGCUCAGGUCCGUCCUGCUCUACGCCUUCAGCAGCGCCGCCGCCGCGCCGGCCUCCUCCGCCGUGAGAUGCGCCUGCAGCCUGGCCGUGGCGGGCCCGGAGUCGCCCGGCCCGCUGGCCUUCCGCUCCCAGAUCGAGCUCGGAAAGAACUACAGGUGGGUCGAGCUGGACGUGACCUCCCUGCUGCAGCCGCUGGUGGCUUCCAGCCAGAGAAGCGUUCGCCUGUCGGUCAACUUCACCUGCCUGGGACAGCCGCGGGCCGGGCUGCGGGGCGCCCCUCUGCGCGCGCCGCCCUCUCUGGUCCUCUACCUGAACGACACGAGCGCCCGGGCGCACCGCAGACAGCGUUGCGCGCGCGGGCCGGCGGCGCUGGGGACUGCUGCGCCGGGGCGGGACGCGGGCCGGCCUGCCGCCGCCUUUGCUGACACGCACUCCGAGGGCCGCCUCAGGGCCCGCGAAGCCGGCUCUCGCUUUGCUCCCGCGCGGGCCUGGGCCGGUGUCUGGGACAACCGUUGA